AUGAGUAAGAUCAGUGAGACCAUCAAUCGGGCCAGAGCUGCCUUCAACUCUGGCAAAACCAAACCCUUGGAGUUUCGGUUACGGCAGCUGGAAAACCUCCUAAGGAUGAUGGAGGAGAAAGAAAAGGACUUUACUGCAGCCCUGAAAGCUGAUCUCCACAAGGGUGAAUGGCCUGCAUAUUAUGAAGAGAUCAUUUAUGCCGUGGAAGAAACUAAACAUGCAAUCGCCAACCUUCCCCAGUGGAUCCUUGAUGAGCCUGUGGAGAAGGACUCUCAAAGGAAGGAUGAUGUGCCUUACAUCCACUCAGAACCAAUGGGCGUGGUUCUGAUCAUGGGAGCCUGGAACUACCCCUUCAAUCUGACCAUUCAGCCAUUGGUGGGCGCCAUUGCUGCAGGCAAUGCUGUAGUCAUCAAGCCUUCUGAGCUGAGUGAGCAAACAGCCAUCACGUUGGCUAAAAUGAUCCCUCAGUACCUGGACAAGGUCAUUAAGAAGAUUGUUGCAGAGACUUCCAGUGGAGGCUUUUGUGCCAAUGAUGUGAUUGCCCAUCUUGGUCUCCACUCUCUACCCUUUGGGGGUGUAGGUGACAGUGGCAUGGGCUCCUAUCACGGCAAGGACAGUUUUAGGACCUGCUCUCACCGCCGAUCCUGCUUGAUCAGGCCUCUGAAGAAGGAGGAAAGUGACAAAAUUCGAUUCCCACCUUUCCCUGCUAAGGUCACACACAAAUGAGAUGAUAUAAGUCCUUUGCAAUACUGGAACAAAUUGCUGUCUGGAAGUCCACGGUUUUACUGAACCUCUGAAACUUCAUCCCUGCUACUCCCAGCCUCUCCCCUAUUUUCUACCUGCGUCUAGUAAUUCUACCCCUUCCUCAAUUAGCAGCUUGAUGAUCACCUCCUCGGAGAAGUUUUCCUAGACCUUAACCUACAGCUGGGACACCUUUUUCUCCUGGAUGCCAGCAGCAUUUACUGUCCCUAUCUUGCCUUUGGCCUUAUCAUAAACUCCUUUGGGUUGUCAAUUAGUUGUUCUGGGUUCCUACAUCUUUAUCUUUCCCUUUGGACUGGAAGCUCCUUGAGGGCAGGAAUCAAGUCUUAUGUUUCUUUUGUAUCAAUUACCCCACCUAGUAUGGUGUUGAGCAAGAACAUUUAUUCA
Messenger RNA from Gracilinanus agilis (Agile Gracile Mouse Opossum), 1146 nucleotides. Its product is annotated as aldehyde dehydrogenase, dimeric NADP-preferring-like. Lineage: Eukaryota; Metazoa; Chordata; Mammalia; Didelphimorphia; Didelphidae. Gene Ontology annotation, biological process: aldehyde metabolic process. The transcript has 6 exons. Gene Ontology annotation, cellular component: cytoplasm. The coding region runs from base 1 to 726 and encodes 241 amino acids. The record is from RefSeq and is a predicted model, not a curated record. Gene Ontology annotation, molecular function: aldehyde dehydrogenase (NAD+) activity.